AAGCAGGAAGCAUGAAGCAGCAAAACCUCAGUGCAUCUUUGUUUCAUCCAUCUGCGAUAAUGGUUUUCCCUUUUACCUGAUCUUUUAUUUAUGCUUCUGUUCUUCUUGAACCAGCUAUUGUUAUUUCUUCAAAUUCCUGAAUCAAACUUCCGACCAUGUCCAUCCCCUCCGAUCUAAUCGAUUUCGUUGUGAACCGAGGCCAUGGAGUAAAGGGUCUUUCUGAUUUGGGCGUACAAGCUGUUCCCGAUCGAUAUAUCCAACCCCUCGAGCAGAGGUUCGACAAUCGCAAAGUGGUCUCUCAGGAAUCCAUACCCGUCAUCGAUGUCACGAACUGGGAUGCCCCAGAUGUCGCAGAAUCAAUUUCCAAUGCUGCUAUCAAGUGGGGGUUCUUUCAAAUCGUUAAUCAUGGAAUACCGAUGAAGGUUAUUGAGGACCUGAAGGCUUCGGUUCAUAGGUUCUUUGAAUUGCCGGCGGAAGAGAAGAAGCAUAUCAAAGAGAACUCUCCCAGUGAAGUUGUGCGAUUAGCUACCAGUUUUAGUCCUCAGGCUGAGUCAGUCUUGGAAUGGAAAGAUUAUCUGCAACUUGUGUAUGCUUCCGAGGAGAAAAUUCAGGCAUACUGGCCUGCCAUAUGCAAAGAACAAUCCCUGGAAUAUAUGAAACACUCUGAAGUUCUUAUUAGAAGGCUGUUAAGCGUGCUCUUGAAAGGACUCAACGUGAAGGAGAUGGACAAUGAAAGAGAACAUGCCUUAAUGGGGGCUAUGAUACUUGACUUCAAUUACUAUCCUCCUUGCCCUGAUGCUGAAGCUGUAGUUGGUGUAGGUCGGCAUUCUGAUAUAUCAUCGAUCACCGUCCUACUGCAAGAUGAGACAGGUGGGCUUUAUGUAAGAGCCAGUGAUGGUGAUAACUGGAUAUUUGUACCUCCUGUUGAUGGUGCAUUGGUAAUCAACAUUGGAGAUGUGCUGCAAAUAAUGAGCAAUGACAGGUACAAAAGCAUUGAGCACCAAGCUGUUGCAAACAGAGCCAAAACCAGGAUCUCAAUCCCAAUUUUUGUGAACCCGGCACCUGAUGCCGUUAUUGGUCCUUUACCAGAAGCUCUGGAGGAGGGAGAAGAGCCAAAGUAUAAGCGAGUUGUGUACUCAGACUACUUCAAGUAUUUCUUUAGUAAGCCUCAUGAUGGGAAGAAAACUAUUGAAUUUGCCAGCAUAUAAUGUGUGUGCCUGUUGGCAUCGUCCUAAAACUGUACUUCCAAUUCUUAAGCUCAGAUCCUCUGGAGUGACACAUUUUCCGCACUCCGUGUAUUUGUAGUUGACAAGAUAUAUAAGCCCAAAACAAUAAAAAAGAGAACAGUUGUACAAAGGAGAUGCGAACCUCAUAUAGAAUCAUAUUCAUAUACAAUUGAAUUCAUCGAGUUCAGUGAAGUUUCUUUC
Neltuma alba is the source of this 1427-nucleotide messenger RNA. Its product is annotated as feruloyl CoA ortho-hydroxylase 1-like. The record is from RefSeq and is a predicted model, not a curated record. Lineage: Eukaryota; Viridiplantae; Streptophyta; Magnoliopsida; Fabales; Fabaceae. The transcript is spliced from 2 exons. The coding region runs from base 156 to 1208 and encodes 350 amino acids.